Messenger RNA from Hydra vulgaris (swiftwater hydra), 1167 nucleotides. RefSeq names its product sorting nexin-12. Gene Ontology annotation, molecular function: phosphatidylinositol-3-phosphate binding. The record is from RefSeq and is a predicted model, not a curated record. Gene Ontology annotation, biological process: late endosome to Golgi transport; endocytic recycling. Gene Ontology annotation, cellular component: retromer complex; early endosome membrane. NCBI's taxonomy places the organism in Eukaryota, Metazoa, Cnidaria, Hydrozoa, Anthoathecata, Hydridae.
CAUCCAAACUUCUUGGACUUGCGACCAUUAAUUUAAAAGACUAAAAAGUCUUUAGCUUCAAGCUAUUUCAUUAGAAUUUGACUAAUAAAAAAAUCAAAGGUAGUUAAGUUCAUAAAAUGGCUGAUGCAAAAAUAGACACAAGUCGCCUUGAUGCUAAACCACAAAGUAUCAGCGAUGCAUAUGCAGUACCAGCUAAUUUUUUAGAAAUUGAUAUAACGAAUCCACAAACACACGGUGUCGGAAAGAAAAGAUAUUCAGACUAUGAAGUUCGUAUGAAGACAAAUAUUCCUAUUUUUAAACAAAAAGAAUCUUCAGUAAGAAGGAGGUAUAGCGAUUUUGAAUGGUUAAGAACAGAACUUGAGAGAGACAGCAAGAUUGUAGUUCCUACAUUACCUGGUAAAGCUCUGAAGAAAAUGUUACCUUUUCGAGGGGAUGAUGGUAUAUUUGAAGAUGAAUUUAUUGAAGAACGAAGACAAGGUCUUGAGGCAUUUAUAAAUAGAGUUGCUGGACACCCACUAGCCCAAAAUGAAAGAUGUCUUCAUAUGUUUCUGCAAGAACCAAUAAUUGAUAAAAACUAUGUUCCUGGAAAAGUACGAAAUGUAUAAAGUUAAUGACAUUGAUUCAAAACAAAAAUGAAUAAAAAAGAAACAAUACAAAGUUUAAAGUAUUUUAAAGAUUAGAUGCCAUCUUUUGAAAUCAUAUACUUUUUGAAAUGUUUAUUUUUUUCUUAACACUUAGUGAUUUCAUUAUUGAUAUUAACUCAGGUAUAAUAAUUUAUUUUCUUCCAUCUUUUUAAAUUUUUUUUAAUAUAUUGUAUAUUUUUUUCAAAGUGUGAAUAAUUUCCUUUAGAUGUUAAUUUUCCAUGAUUACUUGUGAUCAUUCAAAGUUAUUAUUUUUGAAAAUGAAAAUUGUAAAUUGAAUGUCAUUUUGAAAUAUAGCUUCUUUAUUUUCAUUUCUUGCAGAAAUUUAUAAUUUCUUUAUUUUCAUCUCUUUUACAUUUCUGAUCCUUGACUCAAAUUUUUGUAUUAUAAAAAAGCUUGUCAUUUUUUUUCUUAAAAGAAUUAUUUUUUAGAAUUAUAGUCACAUAUUUUCAUUUGUGUUUUGCAAUUAUUGUAUAAAAACUUUUUUCUGCAUUAUGUUACUUGUAAUAAAAUGAAGAGUAUUUGA